CUGCGGCAGCAGUUCUCAUUCCUCUCUGAGCCUCUCUGCACACCUUCUCUGAGCUCUCUCUAUUUCUCUGAACACUCCACUUUCUCUCUUGAUACCAUGACUUCCUGCAGCAGACAGUUCACCUCUUCCAGCUCCAUGAAGGGCUCUUGUGGGCUUGGAGGUGGCUCCAGCCGGGUCUCCAUCCUGGGUGGAGGCUCCUACAGAGCUCCUAGUGCCUAUGGGGGCUCAGGCUUUGGGGGUAUGUCAGUGACAAGCUCCCGCUUCUCCUCUGGAGGGGCCUGUGGCCUGGGAGGAGGCUAUGGUGGUGGCUUCAGCAGCGGCAGCAGCUUUGGUGGAGGUUAUGGAGGUGGGGCUGGUUUUGGUGGUGGCUAUGGUGGUAGCUUUGGUGGUGGUCUUGGUGGUGGCUAUGGGGGUGGCUUUGGUGGUGGUAUGGAUGGCCUCCUGGCUGGUGGAGAGAAGGUGACCAUGCAGAACCUCAAUGACCGGCUAGCCAGCUACCUGGACAAAGUGAGGGCCCUGGAGGAGGCCAACACUGACCUGGAGGUGAAGAUCCGGGACUGGUACCAGAAGCAGAGGCCAACUGAGGACAAGGACUAUAGCCCCUACUACAGGACCAUUGAGGACCUCAGAAACAAGAUCCUUGAAGCCCGUGUGGAAAAUGCCAGAAUUCUCCUGCAAAUUGACAAUGCCCGCCUGGCUGCUGAUGAUUUCAGGACCAAGUAUGAGACUGAGCUGAACCUGCGUAUGAGUGUGGAAGCUGACAUCAAUGGCCUGCGUAAGGUCAUGGAUGAGCUGACCUUGUCCAAGGCUGACCUGGAGAUGCAGAUUGAGAACUUGAAAGAAGAGCUGGCCUACCUUAGGAAGAACCAUGAGGAGGAAAUGAAUGCUCUGAGAGGCCAAGUGGGUGGAGAUGUCAAUGUGGAGAUGGAUGCCGCCCCUGGGGUGGACCUGAGCCGUGUCUUAUCUGAGAUGAGAGACCAAUACGAGAAGAUGGCAGAGAAGAACCGCAAGGAUGCAGAGGACUGGUUCUUCAGUAAGACUGAAGAGUUGAACCGAGAGGUAGCCUCCAACAGUGAGAUGCUGCAGAGUGGUAAGAGCGAGAUCUCUGAGCUCCGCCGCAGCAUGCAGAACCUUGAGAUUGAACUGCAGUCACAGCUCAGCAUGAAAGCCUCCUUAGAGAACAGCUUGGAAGAGACCAAGGGCCGCUACUGCCUCCAGUUGUCCCAGAUCCAGGGGCUCAUCAGCAACGUCGAGGAACAGCUGGCUCAGCUCCGCUGUGAGAUGGAACAGCAGAACCAAGAAUACAAGAUCCUCCUGGAUGUGAAGACCCGCCUGGAGCAGGAGAUCGCCACCUACCGCCGCCUGCUGGAGGGAGAGGAUGCCCACCUGGCUUCCCAGUUUUCAUCUAGCUCUCAGUCCUCCAGAGAUGUUUCCUCCACUAGCCGUCAGGUAUACACCAAGGUAUUAGAUGUCCAUGAUGGCAAGGUGGUAUCCAGCCACGAGCAGGUCCUUCGCACCAAGAGCUAAAUUCUCCAUGCUGACCUGGCCAGAGAGGACCACAGCCUGCACUGGGACCUGCUCCACCCCCUGUCAGACUGAGCAGUGGAUGACAGCCACGAAAUUUAAUUCACCUCAAGCUUGCCCUCCCCCAUUUCCCAAGUGCUGUGCUGCCCUCUGACUGGGCAAACAAAUAAAGCUUAUUUUUCU
Dromiciops gliroides (monito del monte) is the source of this 1707-nucleotide messenger RNA. Its product is annotated as keratin, type I cytoskeletal 14-like. Gene Ontology annotation, cellular component: keratin filament. The transcript is spliced from 8 exons. Lineage: Eukaryota; Metazoa; Chordata; Mammalia; Microbiotheria; Microbiotheriidae. The record is from RefSeq and is a predicted model, not a curated record. Bases 97 to 1527 code for a protein of 476 amino acids. Gene Ontology annotation, molecular function: structural molecule activity.